AUGUAUACCUAUGAUGAAGCAACGGGUAGUUUGAUGGCUUUAACAACGUCUAUCUUCACGUAUAACUGGUUUAUGCUACACGGAAAUGCGUUAACACGUGCACGUAGAGCAUUUCUUAAUGUUGCAAAUAUCUUGGAUACAUAUCAAGUUUAUAAUCGGAAAUAUGGUCAUUUCUAUCAGUCUGAUCCGGAAACACCGGGUGAUGCAGCAGAAACAUUCAAAAAAACUGUAACAUUAUCACUUGGUGAUAUUAUCAAUGAAACAACCACUGGUACAAGUGAUGAUCGAAUUAAAUUUGAAGAAGCAGUACAAAAGCAUUACACUGACGUAUAUAAAACAGUACAACGAGCGGAACGUGAAAUGAAGACAAAUACGCCAAUUGUAGAUGAAAUUGAUAUUCGUUAA
Molecule: messenger RNA, 405 nt
Organism: Brugia pahangi
Lineage: Eukaryota; Metazoa; Nematoda; Chromadorea; Rhabditida; Onchocercidae
Source: the annotation of a GenBank genome assembly